Molecule: messenger RNA, 1583 nt
Organism: Magnolia sinica
Lineage: Eukaryota; Viridiplantae; Streptophyta; Magnoliopsida; Magnoliales; Magnoliaceae
Product: pantoate--beta-alanine ligase
Exons: 4
Coding region: 108-1307 (399 amino acids)
Biological process (GO): pantothenate biosynthetic process
Molecular function (GO): pantoate-beta-alanine ligase activity
Source: RefSeq, a predicted model, not a curated record
UCCAACCUUCAACCCACGGUUUCAUCUUUCAACCUUCAACGCACGUCUCUCUCUCUCUCUCUCUCUCUCUCUCUCUCAUCCCCAGCUCUCAUCUUUCCGUUUUUUUCAUGGCAAAAGAACCAGAGAUCAUCAGAGACAAGGACCUGAUGAGGUCAUGGUCGAGGACCAAACGAUCCCAGGGCAAAACACUAGCCCUAGUCCCCACCAUGGGCUACCUCCACCAAGGCCAUUUAUCUCUUAUACAAGAGGCCCAAAAUCUGGCCAAUAUCACCGUUGUCUCAAUCUAUGUCAACCCAGGCCAGUUCUCUCCAUCAGAAGAUCUUGCAACCUACCCAUCUGAUUUCCAUGGAGAUAUUCAAAAGCUUAGGGAAGCUGGGGUUGAUGCUGUUUUCCACCCCCAAAACCUAUAUGACUAUGGAUGUGGGGGUCAGACUGCAAGUGGGUCGUUUGGGAAUUCGGGUGUUGUUGAUGGGGAAGAGAGAAAGGUGGGUUCUUUUGAAACAGCUGAGGAAAACCCAAGUGGAUCUUUUGGGAAUUCGGGCUUUGUUGAUGGUGAAGAGAGAAAGGUGGGUUCUUUUGAAACUUCUGAGGAAAACCCAAGUGAGUCUUUUGGAAAUUUGGGUUUUGUUGAUGGAGGUGAGAGGAAGGUAGGCCCUUCUGGAAGAGAUGGGGAAGAUUCAAGUGGGAAUUUUGGGAAUUUGGAUGCUGAUGAUAGGAAAGAUAGGAAGGUGGUGUCUUGUGUGGAGGAGAAAGGAGGUGCGAGAUCGGGGCAUGAGACCUGGAUCAGGGUUGAAAGAUUGGAGAGGGGGUUGUGUGGGAAGAGCAGGCCUGUUUUUUUUAGAGGGGUGGCAACUGUUGUAGCCAAGCUGUUCAAUAUAGUCGAGCCUGAUGUUGCUGUUUUUGGGAAGAAGGAUUAUCAGCAAUGGCGCCUGAUUCGACGGAUGGUCCGUGAUCUUGAUUUUGGCAUAAACGUGAUUGGUUCAGAAAUAGUGCGUGAAACCGAUGGCCUUGCCAUGAGCUCACGCAAUGUACACCUCUUACCUGAAGAGCGGGAAAAGGCGUUAUCCAUCAACAAGUCGCUGUCUAAAGCUAAAUUUGCAGCACAAAAUGGGCAUACUUCUUGCAGGGAAUUGAGAAAUUCGGUCAUCCAAGCAAUAGUUGCAGCUGGCGGUAAAAUUGAUUAUGCUGAGAUCGUGGAUCAGGAAAGCCUGGAAGCAGUGGAAGAGAUAAGAAGCCCAGUCGUGUUUUGUGUAGCCGCUUGUUUUGGAAAGGUUAGGCUGAUUGACAAUAUGGAAAUCUAUAUAUAAAAAAGAGUUCUUACAACACAAGAGCACAAGACAAACAGCAUGAUUUCAUGGGACAAAGCAAUCCGGCCUACUGACUGUUUGAUGGUAGCUUUUGUGGAGAAAGGUGAAUUAUUUAAUUCAUUGUUUUUCCAUAUCGGAUUUUGAAGUACUUUUCUUUUGCCCACUUUUCAAUUAACUACAGCUGGAAAAUCAGCUGAAAAUAUCAAUAAUGUGGAUGUUCUGCUUUAAACCUGUAUUUGAAAUUAACUAAUUAUCAAGAUUAGCAAGAAAUCUCAA